AAGUUAACUUCUCAGUAAUUGACGGUCGCGCGUGGGACAGUAGGGUACCGCAGAUAUGAAGCUGUGUCUCACUUUUAUAGAAAAUGAGUUUCGGGGCGAGCUCCUGAAUCAGCGUUGGAGUCGAGGCGAGAGGAUCAGCCGCUGCCAGCCCACACAGAGGCUGCAGAGUAGACCAAUCAAAAUGAGUGUGGAGAGUGAUGACACGCGAAGCACACGCACACGCUCCAAGGGAAUCAGAGUGCAGCUUUCAGCUGGUUCACCGAGCUCGUCUCUUAUUGGUUCUCUAGUUCCCACCGAGCUCAUUGGACAAGAGCUGAGUGUGCUGGGCUGCCCAUUGGUCAGGAAGAGACGUCUGGCGGAUGCUGAGGCAGAGCAGGAGCAGCCAUCUUCUAAAAGGAAGUCCCACCCUCUAAAGCUGGCCAUGGAUGAGGGCUUCAGCGUGGACAGUGAUGGGAGCAGCGAGGAGGAGGAGGGAGUGGAUGACAGAGAGGAUGAUGGUAACUAA
Oncorhynchus tshawytscha (Chinook salmon) is the source of this 505-nucleotide messenger RNA. Its product is annotated as myelin transcription factor 1-like. Lineage: Eukaryota; Metazoa; Chordata; Actinopteri; Salmoniformes; Salmonidae. The record is from RefSeq and is a predicted model, not a curated record. The transcript has 6 exons. The coding region runs from base 56 to 505 and encodes 149 amino acids.